AUGGAGUACAUAUUCUACUAUGGAGCAGUCAAGAAGUACCCCACGAACAGGAUGCUCGGCCGACGGCAAGUUACAGAUGGCAAGGCCGGUGAGUAUGUGUGGCAAACGUACGAGGAAGUGUACCAGAAGGUCAUGAGGAUUGGAUCAGCCAUCAGAAGCUUGGGCGUAGAGCCGGGAGCUCACUGUGGCAUAUAUGGAUCCAACUGCCCGGAAUGGGUUAUGGCCAUGCAGGCAUGCAACAGUCAAGGAAUAUGUUAUGUGCCACUGAAUGACACCCUCGGAGCAAAUGCUGUUGACUUCAUCAUGGACCAUGCUGAGAUAUCCAUUGCAUUGGUCCAGGAGAGCAAGAUCAAAUCUAUACUAGCAGUAGUCCCUAAGUGCACAGCCCAUCUUAGAGGUUUGCCAACAGCAAACUUGCCAAUAUGA
Miscanthus lutarioriparius is the source of this 426-nucleotide messenger RNA. The record is from the annotation of a GenBank genome assembly. NCBI's taxonomy places the organism in Eukaryota, Viridiplantae, Streptophyta, Magnoliopsida, Poales, Poaceae.